This is a messenger RNA of Oncorhynchus gorbuscha (pink salmon), 2404 nucleotides long. Its product is annotated as prominin-1-A-like. The record is from RefSeq and is a predicted model, not a curated record. The transcript is spliced from 19 exons. NCBI's taxonomy places the organism in Eukaryota, Metazoa, Chordata, Actinopteri, Salmoniformes, Salmonidae. Gene Ontology annotation, cellular component: microvillus; cell surface; cilium. The annotation marks the transcript as partial. Gene Ontology annotation, molecular function: cholesterol binding.
GACAAACACACGAGAUCGCAGCUCACACUGGGAUCAACGGGCCUGCGCACCCGAACUCAUCACGUGCCCGCGCGCCGUCGGAUGAGCAUUAGUACGGUUCAUUCCACCUCUAGAGACAACAAGUGUCACUGGAGACAUGUUUUACCGGGACAACAAGACGUAACAGUACUUUACGGGACUAUCUGACAUUUGGACUUCUGUCGUUGCAGUUUUUUCUUUCAGACGGUGGAGACCACCUCUUUUCUCUCUCUCUCAUUCCGUGUUCUUUUACCGUUUUAUUUGGAGUGCGUUUUGCAAGGACUAGUCUCAAGACAUGCUGUGGAGAGCGGGGCUCGUGUUGCUGCUGUGUUGGGGCAGCACCGGGGAGCUACGUCAUCAACCCCGGGACUCCCCCGAAUGUGAAGACCCGACGAGCAAACUGCAGGCAGACUCCGCGAGCACGAGGCAGCAGCGGUCCCCGCCGCCGGUAGAACCCCUAGACUUUGGGUUCGUGCCCUCCGGUGUGUACGAAACGCACGCCUACUACGAGCCCGGUGCCAUCGGUGUUCUGUUCCACAUGGUGCACGCGUUCCUUUACGUGAUCCAACCGAACCCCUUCCCGAAAGAUCUCAUCGUAAAAGUCAUCCAACAGAACAUGGGAGGGAUUAAACUGGAAGACUAUCACAAGCCAGAGAACGUUGUCUUAAUGCUACAGACAAUCUACUAUGAGGCGGGCUUCCUGUUGUGUGUGAGUCUGGGCUGUGUAUUCCUGGUGUUGACCCCCGUGGUAGGACUGUGUUUCUGUGUGUGUCGCUGCUGUGAGAACUGUGGAGGGGAGAUGCACCAGAGACAGGGGAAGAACCCAGACUGUCAGAGAGGAUUCUACACGGCCGCUCUCAUCACCACCUCCGUAUUCAUCACGACUGGGGUGCUGAUAGCGCAUGCUGCCAACCACAACAUCACGUCUCAGAUCAAGUCCACACGCCGUUUCAUCAGCACCAACAUGAGAGACCUGAAGACCUUCGCUAACAACACACCGGCGCAAAUAGACCAUCUGACGGCCCAGUACACUACAGCUAAGAAUAAAGUCCUGUCUGACCUGGACAACAUCGGGCCUCUGUUGGGUGGGAGGAUCCAGACUCAGCUGGAGAAGGAGGUAGUUCCUUCUCUGGACACAGCUCUGCGCAUGGCUGGAGGCAAAGUGGAGAACGCCGUUAAAGCUCUGCGUGAGUCUAAGGAGGCGUUGGAGAGUGUUAGUUCUUCGUUGGAUGUUCUUCAUGAGGGAACGUCUCGUCUGGCGCUCCGUCUGACAUAUGAACGGACCUCCCUGUCCAACACCCUGUCUGAUCCGGCCUGCACUAACGGAGCUGUGUCACGCACCUGCAACAAAAUCCGCAUUACACUCCCACAGCUGGGAAUCAACAGCAACUUCUCUGGGUUACCAGACGUCAGUCCCCAGUUGGCCAGUUUAGAGAUUGUCCUGAAGACAGACCUCAGCAACAUUUUACAGAAGGGUUAUUCAUCCUUCAAUGAUACCCCCAGACUGGUCCAACAGCAGACUAAGAAUGUAGUAGCAGCUCUGCCUAGAGUGAAGGCCAUGCUGGAUAAAAUAGGAGUAGAGAUAAUAGGUUUCUCUAAGAUGUUCCCAGUGGAAGCAUCUCUGGCCAACUUCACCAUCUUCCUGAGUCAGGGCCAGAAGAACAUGGAGGCCUACUACCCACAGAUAGACCAGCUGGACUUCUACAGGUGGAUAGGCUGUGUGGCCGUGCUGUGUUCAGUGGUUCUGGUUUUGACCUUUAACUUCCUGGGUCUGUUGUGCGGAACGUGUGGCUACGACAAACAGGCCACGCCCACCACCCGCGGCUGCCUAUCAAACACCGGAGGCAACCUGCUAAUGGCAGGUGUAGGGUUCAGCUUCAUCUUUGCCUGGGUAUUGAUGGGGCUGGUAUCAGCAGGGUUUGUUGUCGGGGGCAACAUUGAGAAGCUGUUCUGUGAACCGCUUGCUAACAGACAACUGUUCAAGAUAAUAGACACUCCCUACAUGGUCCAUCCUGCCAAGAAGAACUUCCUGCCUGGCAUGCUGUUCCAGAACCCUAACAUCGACCUGACUGUAGGAAGCAUGUACCGAGACUGCCAUGAUAACAACGGGCUGUACCAUGCUCUGCAGCUGGAGACAAUGUUCAACAUCAACACCUUCCUCAAAACAACCGUGUUUAACAAGGACCUGGUGAAGGUGUUUGACAGCGUGAGCAUCGACCUCCAGAGCAUUGUGUUAUUGGAGCAGGAUGGACGAGAUAACCUGCUGACCUUCUCUGACGCUGGGAUAGGAGAUAUUAACUAUGCUGCUUACCUAGCAGAGGUGAAUAAAGGUGUAACUCUGGUGGAUCUGCUGUCGUUUUCCAAUGAGCUGGAGGCCCAGGCCGAC